This is a messenger RNA of Cyprinodon variegatus (sheepshead minnow), 1334 nucleotides long. It is a transcript of the gene slc25a15a, whose product is annotated as solute carrier family 25 (mitochondrial carrier; ornithine transporter) member 15. Bases 283 to 1197 code for a protein of 304 amino acids. The transcript has 7 exons. The record is from RefSeq and is a predicted model, not a curated record. Gene Ontology annotation, molecular function: L-ornithine transmembrane transporter activity. Lineage: Eukaryota; Metazoa; Chordata; Actinopteri; Cyprinodontiformes; Cyprinodontidae. Gene Ontology annotation, biological process: mitochondrial L-ornithine transmembrane transport.
AGACUACAUCUUUAUUUUAAACUUUUUUUUGCCAUGUUGCCAACAGAGAGCGUCUAAUGUAUUGAAAUCCGUCUUUACGCGCUUACGUAAGGUGCGCUCCAAGUCUUGAGAUGACGGAAGUUUAGGACAGACGGUUAGUGUGAGUUUGCUCUGGAGUUUUGCUUUAAAUCGCUGUUUUUUUGUUUGCCAUAGCUACUGGACACAUCGUAUCGAAGGUGAGCCAAAAGAAAGACACCAGAUACUGUAGCCUAAAUCCAUAUUUAGUGGACUACGGACACCAUCAUGGCCCCACAUCCUGUAAUACAAGCUGUCAUUGACUUCUCAGCGGGAGCAGCAGGUGGUACAGCCUGCGUGCUAAGUGGUCAGCCAUUUGACACAGCCAAGGUGAAGAUGCAGACGUUUCCCAGCAUGUACCGUGGCUUCAUCCACUGCUUCAUUUCAACUUUCAAACAGGUGGGACUCCGUGGUCUCUACAAAGGCACCACACCGGCCCUCCUUGCCAACAUCAGUGAAAAUGCGGUGCUCUUCUUAAGUUACGGCCUGUGCCAGGACGCUGUCCGCCUUUUGUUAAGGAUGGAUAAAGGAACCGAACUAAGUGACAUCCAGAAAGCAUCUGCUGGGUCCUUAGCCUCCAUCUUCUCCUCCAUGGCCUUGUGCCCAACAGAGUUGGUGAAAUGUCGCCUGCAGGCCAUGCACGAAAUGGAAGCGACUGGCAAGGUAGCGAAAGGACACCGGAGCACUGUCUGGUCUGUGGUUAGGACUGUACUGAGAACUGACGGUCCUUUGGGUUUCUACCAGGGACUGACCUCAACCAUUGUUAGGGAGAUACCAGGUUACUUCUGCUUCUUUGGGGCCUAUGAGUUGUGUCGGACAACUUUUGCACAACAUAAGGGCACAGACAAAGACAGUAUAGGCAUUCUUCCACUCAUGUUUAGUGGUGGAUUUGGAGGAGCUUGUCUUUGGCUGGUGGUCUAUCCAAUAGAUUGUGUGAAGUCUAGGAUCCAGGUUUACUCAUUAGCUGGAAGGCAAGAGGGGUUCAUGAAGACCUUCUUGGGUAUUAUACGUACUGAGGGGUUCACCGCUCUGUACUCUGGUUUGACUCCCACCAUGAUACGCACCUUCCCUGCCAACGGAGCCCUCUUCCUAGCUUACGAGUUGAGCCGCAAGUAUAUGAUGGAUAGGGUGGGUGCUGAUUAAUCCCCCUAAUUAACAUGUCUGACCUGAUGUAACUCUGCCUACAAUGUUUUGUUUAAAUGAUAAAUAAAGUGGUUGAUACUUCUAAAACAAUAUUAAAAUAAGAAUUUUGUUAUAACAAAUUUCAGACAAAAUGUCUU